CAGACUCUCGAGUACAUAUAGAACUACCGUUCUAGCGCGUCCACGUUUCUGGCGCUGUAUUUUUGUCUUGCUCAUUAAAAAAAAUAUCUAUUUUCUGUGUGCUUUCGUGCAACGAUUUUCAAAAUUUAUUUUCUUCCGUCAAGUUUGCUUGGAUCAAAUUCCCCGGGAGAAGAAAGAGUCUGGAAUCUGGACCAGAAGAAAACUAACAGGGACUGGGCCCAUCCGACUAAGGUUGGACCCAACUUCUCUUACAUACCAGAUCAAUGAAGAUGACGUGUUAGACAUUCUCCGACGAAAAUUGUACCCUCAGAACUCCGAACCAAAUCACAAUGGUUGGGUUUCGGCGCUACCUCCUCGCAGCAAAUAUUUUUUUCUUCACAACUAUCUUCUUACCAGCUCUUGCGGACCCCCAAUAUGGCCAAUCGAGGGCGCCAGUUAGAGGCUUGCGUUCAAUCCAGCGAGGAGAUAUGUCGCCUUACGAGACAUUCGGCGAAAAUCACGAUUCGCCAUGGCCGAUUGAAACAAUUACCAGAGGUGCCCAGCAAAAAAGGAUUCAUCCCUGUGAGCAAAGUUCCUGUUAUCCUGCGACAGGAAAUUUAUUAGUUGGAAGGGCAAAUCGAUUACAAGCUUCAUCCACUUGUGGAUUGAGGGAUGCAGAGAGAUAUUGUAUUGUGUCACAUUUAAAGGACAGGAAGAAGUGUUUCUACUGUGAGGCUAGUAACCCAAAAAGACAACAUGGCAUUGAGAACAUCAUUAAUGGAGCACCACACAGAACUUGGUGGCAAGCAGAAAAUGGAGUUGAGAACGUAACUAUUCGUUUUGAUCUAGAAGCUGAGUUUCAUUUCACACAUAUCAUUAUUCGCUUUCAAACUUUUCGACCUGCUGCUAUGCUUAUUGAAAGAUCUUAUAAUUUUGGAAAAACAUGGCAAGUCUAUCGGUACUUUGCACACAAUUGUGAGCAUUACUUCCCUGGAAUUCCAACUCAUAUGCCCCAAAAAUUAACGGAUGUUAUUUGCGAAACGAGAUACUCGCACGUUGCACCAUCAAAAAAUGGAGAUCUCAUUUUCAGAGUGUUACCAUCCAACUUGCUGAUCAGCAACCCCUACUCAAAAGAAGUACAGAAUCUCCUCAAGAUGACGAACUUGAGAAUAAACUUCACCAAACUUCACACCCUUGGUGACGACCUCUUGGACAACAGAGCAGAAAUCAGGGAAAAGUAUUACUACGCCAUCAAUGAUAUGGUCAUUCGAGGAUCCUGUUCCUGCUAUGGUCACGCUUCCAGAUGUUUGCCUCUUCCAGGAGUUGACAAUGAGGAGAACAUGGUGCAUGGAAGAUGUGAAUGUACUCACAACACUAAGGGACUCAACUGUGAAUUAUGCGAAGAUUUCUAUAACGACCUACCUUGGAAGCCUGCUGUUGGAAAGCAAACAAAUACUUGUAGGAAGUGUAAUUGCAACAACCAUGCCACUUCUUGUCAUUUUGAUGAAGCGGUUUACGAAAGAUCAGGAAAAGUCUCGGGCGGAGUUUGCGAUAAUUGUCAGCACAAUACCAGGGGUCAGAAUUGUGAGCAGUGUGCUCUUUAUUUCUAUCAUGAUGAGAGCAAAGAUAUCUCAGAUCCUGAGGCUUGUCAACCCUGUGAAUGUGACCCUCGAGGUUCCUUGGACGAGGGAAUUUGUGACUCUAGGACAGACCCACUUAGUGGAGAGGAAUCAGGAAGAUGUCACUGCAAACCCAAUGUCCAAGGUCGUCACUGUAACGAGUGCAAGAAUGGUUAUUGGAACUUCGAUUCCAACAACCCAGAUGGCUGUCAAGCAUGUACAUGUGAUACUCUUGGAACUAUCGACAACGAGGGUUGCGACGUAUUAACCGGAGACUGUACCUGUAAAAGAUACGUUACAGGACCAGAUUGUAACCAGUGUUUGCCGGACUACUACGGCCUUUCUGAAGACGUAGAUGGUUGCAAACCUUGCGAAUGUGAUCCUGGUGGUUCUCUUGAAAGCUCCUGCGAUGUUGUUACAGGACAGUGUCGUUGCAGAUCUCAUGUUAGUGGAAGAACCUGUAACCAACCAGAGCAAAGCUACUACACAGGGUACAUAGAUUUGCUGACUUAUGAAGGCGAACUGGCAAGAGGAACUGAUAAUUGCCAAGUAGUCAUCAGAGAGCCUUACAGAGACGGAAGGAAUAGCACCUGGACAGGAACUGGAUUCAUGAAAGCCCUUGAGGGAUCCACCUUGAACUUUACAGUUGGUGAUAUUUACAGAUCGAUGUGGUAUGACAUCAUAGUUCGAUAUGAACCAGUGCACCCUGGUACAUGGAACGAUGUACAGAUUGUGGUCGAACGCCACGAACCAGUAAAUCCAAAUGGACCUUGUGCAGAAUGGAAACCAGAUGACGAUCGAUUGUGGACUCAGUUGCCAGCAAAUUCCCGAAGUGCUGAGGCUAUUCCACCCAUUUGCUUAGAAGCUGGUAAACAGUACAAUAUCUUGCUAACUUUAACGCAAUUUGUUGGUCCUGCAGAUACACCUUCUGCUUCUAUUCUCGUAGAUUCGAUUGUCCUCAGACCAAAUAUUGAUUACAUUCCAUUUUUCAACGGCUCUGGCUUAGCAGAACUUCGAAGGCAAGAAUACGAAAGUUAUAGAUGUAACGACUUCUUCAACAAUGUAGGCUACAGACAAGAUGCACCUGAUGCCUGUAGCAAACACUACAACAGCAUUGGUUAUUACGUUUAUGAUGGAGCACACUUGUGUGAAUGUAAUCCUACUGGAUCACACAGCGCCUUCUGUGAAAUUAGUGGUGGACGCUGUUACUGCAAAACCAAUGUUGUUGGCAGACGUUGCGACCUAUGUGCUCCAGGAACUUAUGGAUUUGGUCCAGAAGGUUGUAAGGCAUGUGACUGUGAUGGUGUUGGAGCUUUGGACAAUUUCUGUGACGCUGAAACUGAUGUCAUCUGUGAAUGUCGUGAAGGCUAUUCAGGACCAAGAUGUGACAGCUGUGCUGAAAACUACUAUGGGAAUCCCGAAGUACCUGGUGGAAGUUGUUCUGCCUGUGACUGUAGCAACAAUACGGACAUAUACAGGCCAGGAAAUUGUGAUCCACACACUGGACGCUGUCUGCAAUGUUUGUACAAUACGGCCGGUCCAAACUGUCAGAUCUGUAAGCCUGAUUACUUCGGUAAUGCUCUCUUUAAGGAUUGUCAACCGUGUGGGUGUGAUGUUCUUGGAACAGACAGAGAUGUUGGAUCUUGCGAUCAUCGAACCGGACAGUGUCCUUGCCUUCCGCACGUUAUUGGUAAACUUUGCAACGCCUGUGAAGAAAAUCACUGGAAGAUUGCUAGUGGUCAAGGUUGCGAUCCUUGCGAGUGUGACCUUGUUGGCAGCGUAUCUGACAAAUGUAAUCCCUUCGAUGGAACUUGCGAAUGUCGUGCAGGCUUUGGUGGCAGAAGAUGUAACGAGUGCCAAGCAAACCAUUGGGGUAAUCCCAACGUGGAAUGCUACCGUUGCGACUGUGACCAGAUAGGAUCAGCCAGCCCACAAUGUAACAGAGAAACUGGUGCCUGCGUCUGCCACAAAGGAAUUGGAGGUCCCAAAUGUGAUCAGUGUGAUCGUAGUUACAUCGGUUACGCUCCUAACUGCAGUCCUUGUGGCGAAUGUUUCGAUAAUUGGGAUAUGAUCCUUGAUGGUUUGAGAAACAAGACCGACUACGUUAUCGCGGAAGCCUCCAACAUUCAAAAGGUAGGAACCACCGGAGUCUACAGUCAAGAAUUCGACGACAUGGUGAACUCUAUCGAACAGGUGAAGACUCUGCUUGGAAACGCAACAAUCAGAAGCCAGGAUCUAGAUGAACUGAACAAACUCGCGGAAGACUUGAACAAGAACGUUUCCGCCACUGCAGAAAAUCUUCUGAGGGCUGAUGAACUCUUGAAUAAUGUCAAGCAGAGGGUAAACAUCAAUGAUGUAGCUUUGAAAACGUUAAAGAACAAGACGAACAGCCUUAAUGAGCAAGCUACUAAUCUGAAGGAAAACGCAACCUUUUUACAAGAGGGAAAUGUCCAAGGUGCGUUGAAUGUCACCCGACUGAUGGCUGCGCAAUCUCAGCAAGCUGAAAAAAUGGCAAACGAUACCACAAACAUUUUGGAUAAUGCUGAUAAGUAUAAGAAACAUACUGAAUCCCUGAUUGCCAAAAACAGCGAUGCCGUGGUUCAAGCUCUUGCAAAGAAUAAGGAAUCUCUGGAGAACUUGCGAGAGAAGCUGGGCUCCUUUACUGAAGUAAUUCCUGAAUUAAAUUUGAAUAUGUGUGGACAAAAUGCAACGGAGUGUGGCAGCGUUUGUGGAGGGGCUGGAUGUGAUACUUGUGGAGGACUAUCUUGCGAUGCUGGAGCUAAGACGAAGGCUACUCAGGCUUUGGAUGUUGCAAAGAAGCAAUCAACAAAGAUUAAGAAUUACAAAGAUGAGGCUGAACAACUGCUUCGUAGCAUGAACCAAGUGAAAAGUGACGCCACCUCAGCUCGGUCAAAUGCUCAAGACGCUUUCAACUUCGCCUCAGAUGCUCGAAACCGAUCCGACGACUUGGCGCGGAAUAUAAGCGACUUGGCCGACAAGAUCGGAAGUCUUCUAGAUCAAAACCAGAACCAGGAUCAUACAACACCGGCUCAAGUCAGAACACUCGCCGAAGAAGUCAUCGCGAAGAAUAUUCCUCUCAAACCCGAAGAAAUCAGAGAGCUUGCUGAUAAAAUCAAGCAGAUUGUUGGAUCUCUCACCAACUCUGAUACGAUCCUCGCUGACACUAAAGAUGAUUUGGAUCGCGUCCUAGAACUGAAAGCCCAAGCCAAUCGGACUAAGGAAGCAGCUCUUGAGAAGCAAAAUCUGGCAAGCAAGGUUGGUGAUCUUCUAAACGAAGCUAAGGAAGCUCAGGAUCUUGCUGAUUCUGCCAUCGAAAAAGCUAAUAAAGACAUCACUCUCUCUGAAAAAGAUCUAACAGAGAUCAUCGAGGUGACAAGCGAGGCCAAGAAAAGAGCAGACAAUACUAAAAAUUCUGUGAAUGCUCUCGAGGAUAGGCUGAAUAUACUGCUCUCUCAUGCUGGAAGGAAUGAAUUUAUUGUCAAGGAGGAAAUCGCAAUUCAAGGUGCAAAAGUAGGCGAGGAAGCUAAAGUUGUUGAAAAUAAAACUUAUCAACUUGGAGAAAAGUACAAACAAGCUAGUGACACUCUGAAUGAGAGAGUGGAUAAGAGUAAGGCCAAUAUUCAAAGGGCAAAGAGACUAUUGCAACAAGCUUCAGAACUGACUGCUGACACAUCUACCAAAUUUAAAGAUCUUAAUGGAAUGGAAAGUGUCUAUAAAGACAAUGAGAGAAUUCUAAGUGGUCUGAUGGCUGAUGUUGAUGCCAUGAAUGAAGAAAUGAAUCAUCAGCUUAAGGAUAUUGAGAAAAAGUCUCAAGCUUACAGACAAUGUUCAACCUAAAAAGAUCAAGGUGUUGAAUGCAAAUCAUUAGGUUUGUUUCUAUGCAUUUAUAGUCAGAGAUCUGUAAAUUAUACAGGCAUUAAUGAGACUUUCUUCAGAAAUGUAAAUGUGAAGAGAUUCUAUAGUUAGGAAAUUACUGUUACUAAAUAUUCUUAUUUGAUUUAAUAAUUUUUGAAUGAGUUGAAAUUUUCAUAUUUACAAUUUUGUUUUCGUUGGUGCUCUACCAUUUUUCUCUUUUUUAAUACUCUGUCGAUGUGAUGUACUUAUUAUCCCUGCGAGGGAUAUAAAUAAUAUAAAAUGCUUGAUUUGUAAAUCAAUGAGAAGAGAAUACAAAAAAUUCAGUUUCUGAUAAAGAGUAGAGAAAAACGUUCCGAAUGAAUGUUAGAUUCAAAAUCCAAUUUGGGACCAUUUUAAAAAUCUUCUGUAUUCUCUGUUUUUGACUGUUUUCUUUAAAGUGCCAUAAAUUUGGACCCGGGUCCAAUAGCUUAAGAGGAAAAUUACGUAUAAAUCUACAUGAACCCCAGCAGACGAGGAUGUACAUAUGUAAAUAUAUUAAUCAGAAUCGCAUCCAUAUCUUUUUCCGGAAGCUUUAUACUCUCUUAAGAAAAUCGAGACAAUUAAUAGAGAUAUACGUAACCCAAAUUCGAUGGCUUGAAAGAGGGGAUAUAAAUAAUAGAAUGACUGAAAUAAUGAAACUUUUUUAUCUUUUUUAAGAAAUAUUUCAAAUUUUGUACUGUUAAUGACAGUGAUUCAACUCUUCUCGAUGGCCUUCGAAAUUUAGAAGUAUAAGUAAAUAAAAUCACAACAAGAUAAUGUUUUGAUUCGUAUAUUUAAUUGUUUGUUACAAUUGUAAACUGAAAAAAAUUAUAAAGAAAAAUAAAAAACCUAUAAUAAAAUUGUCGGAAAGUUGGAAAGCAUGCUACUAUUUUAGAAUAUUUUCAUCUAUUUGCUAGAAUUUAUAACAGAUUAAUUAUAAUGACGAUUUUAAAAGCUUUAAAUUGGAAAUUAUCACCUAGAAAACCCUCAAAUGUAAAAUUAUUUAGUUUUGAAAGCCUAAUUCUAGAAUAGUUUAUUUCAUGAAACUUUCAAUUUAAAAUUGUUUAACUUUUUAAGGUUUGAAAUUCAGAAUUUUAAGUUUUCAAUGUGGUAGGGUAUAUGUAGCAAAAAAUUCGGGCUUUUUGUACCGAAAUUUCGUUACAAAUAGUCUCUUAUCCAUGUUCAAUUUUGAAUUAUAAAUGUUA
Messenger RNA from Belonocnema kinseyi, 6697 nucleotides. It is a transcript of the gene LanB1, whose product is annotated as laminin subunit beta-1. The transcript has 15 exons. The record is from RefSeq and is a predicted model, not a curated record. NCBI's taxonomy places the organism in Eukaryota, Metazoa, Arthropoda, Insecta, Hymenoptera, Cynipidae. The coding region runs from base 330 to 5456 and encodes 1708 amino acids.